Hylaeus volcanicus is the source of this 738-nucleotide messenger RNA. RefSeq names its product splicing regulator RBM11. Gene Ontology annotation, molecular function: single-stranded RNA binding. NCBI's taxonomy places the organism in Eukaryota, Metazoa, Arthropoda, Insecta, Hymenoptera, Colletidae. Bases 139 to 726 code for a protein of 195 amino acids. The record is from RefSeq and is a predicted model, not a curated record. Gene Ontology annotation, cellular component: nucleus. The transcript has 2 exons. Gene Ontology annotation, biological process: regulation of alternative mRNA splicing, via spliceosome.
CUACAUGUCCAAAUGCGAUUGAAUGUGAUUGUCGUUUCCAGUAGCAUUUUCCAUUUCAUGUUUUGGAUUGUUUAAUAAAAUUUCUUUAAUACUUUGAUAAAAUUUGGAUAUUUGUUAUUCAUCACAUUCUAUAGCAACAUGGACGAAGAUGUGCGUACUCUCUGGUGUGGAAAUUUGAGUGAGAAAGUAACGGAAGAGAUACUAUACGAAUUAUUCUUACAGGGUGGUCCCGUGCAAAAAGUUACCAUUCCUAAAGAUCGUGAUGGCAAGCAAAGAACAUAUGGAUUUGUAACAUAUAAACAUAUUGAUUCUGUAUCGUAUGCUUUGAAUCUAUUCAAUGGUACAAUGCUAUUCAAUCGUCCUCUUAGUAUGAGCACAAGGAACAACAUAGAAGUACCGCAAAUAACAAAUUCUCAGAGUCACUCUCUUAAUUUGGAUCAUUUGCUUCAGUUAGGUCAACAGAUGUUGGUUGCACAUAAUGCGCAUAUAAUAGAUAUGUUUGGAGUUAAUAUGUUACCAAGGUCAGAUUCGCAUUCUAAACAUAUAGACAAUGUUAACUCUUACAAAGAUGAUAGAAGAACUAGGCGCCCGCAUCCUUAUAACAGGGAACAGAAUAAAGUAGAUAACCAUCAUAAAGAUCACAGACCUAGACACAUUCACAAUAAUCAUCACAGGAAUAACUUUUCCAGGAGAGAUUAUAAAAGCAAUAAACGCAACUAUCGUUAAUAUUAUUUAAUA